Messenger RNA from Cephus cinctus (wheat stem sawfly), 4943 nucleotides. It is a transcript of the gene Taf4, whose product is annotated as transcription initiation factor TFIID subunit 4. NCBI's taxonomy places the organism in Eukaryota, Metazoa, Arthropoda, Insecta, Hymenoptera, Cephidae. Gene Ontology annotation, molecular function: protein heterodimerization activity; DNA binding; RNA polymerase II general transcription initiation factor activity. Gene Ontology annotation, biological process: DNA-templated transcription; transcription initiation at RNA polymerase II promoter. Gene Ontology annotation, cellular component: transcription factor TFIID complex. The transcript has 11 exons. The record is from RefSeq and is a predicted model, not a curated record. The coding region runs from base 453 to 3338 and encodes 961 amino acids.
UGUUUGGACGAAGAAAUAGUUUUUUGGAACGCCCGUCAUAGAUAUGAGUCGAUUAAACAUGAGUUUACGAAUACACGUUGCUUUUAGUAGAGGUUUCGUGGAUUUCGUGUAAAUGCAUGUAACGGCUUGGGGGAUGCUUUCGAAGUUGGCCAUUUUGGCGGGUGACGUGUUUCGUGCUCGGCCUUCUGACAGCCAUAUCGGAAUCCCGCCGGUGGAGGGAAUCGGAGUUGUUGGGAUCGUUUUCUACGAGGCGAUCCAAAAAUGCAGCUAAUUCAUUGAAAAAGCGGUAAAUAACGAUGCCGAAGAAUAUCGAUCUAGACGCGUACCGCCCGACGGUAAACAGAAGAUACGCCUCGUUGAGUCUUCAGCUGCGCUAGGGGGGCAAUGCACCAUGGGAACAAUUUGCGACACGCGCAUGCGCAGUUUAGUUUACAGUUGGAGCUUGGAAGAAAAUGGCGUCAGCUAAGUUUCUGGAGGAAGCUCUGAGCACGGACGUCGAUGAAUCUGCAGUGAACGCGAUAGUGGGUUCGCUUGAGACGCAGCUGGUAACGUCGACGCCGACCGUCCCAGGUCAUCAGGCAAGCUCCGCCGCAGUUAGCCAGCAGAACCACCAAGUGAACAGCGCUAUUUCCAACGGGGGCACCAUCCCCGCGAUUCAGCCACAGAAACAUGGGGUUGCCAACGGCAGCGGUGCCACCUCCGUGAAUAGCCUCAUUACUCACGAUACCGGCAAGACUAUCACAACGAGCACUCUCCUCCCUGUAAACGUGGUUACUUCAAACGCGGUCGCGCCAGUGGUUCAAGCCAGCUCUCAGCAGCAUACACAAUCCGGAAUUCCUCCCGCCGCCUAUAUCAGUCAAGCGACCGCCAACCAGGUGACCGCAACCAAUCAGACUGGGAUAUCCAGUUUGACCAAAGCUCACGAGCAAUCAGUCAAGAUCAUAUACCCUGGAUCAGCACAGGCAAUAGCCACUACUGGUGUAGUCAACACCAAUAACAAGAUCACCUUUCCUGCACAAACUGUGGGACAGUUAGCCAACGGUGCAUUGGGAGUUACUUCUCAAGUUUUGCAGGCUGCUUCGAAUGUUACUACUAAUGUUGGUUCAGCUAUUCAGGCUACUGGUCAAAGUACAGCGAAUGUGAACAAGCAAACUGGCACUGCCUUGGUGAUAAAAACCAGUGCUGCACCCGGUGGCAUGGUUUCCGUCCCAAUGUCUGUUCCUGUUUCCGUGGCUGGUAAUGUAGCCAAUACCACGCUUCAAGGGAAGGCGGGUGUCACAUCUACAAUAGUGCCCAGUAAUGUGCAAAUACUGAAUGUAAACACAAUGCGGCCUGGCACUCCAGUAGCUGGACAACAGCCAGGCAAACAAGUGACCUCUAGGGUAGUCAUUGGUCCACACAUGGUUGGAGCUAGGCCAGGGGCACCUGGGAUCACCUUGCAAACGCUUCACGGUCUUCAGCCAGGCACCCAGGGGCAUCUUCUAUUGAAAACAGAAAAUGGACAGUAUCAGUUAUUGAGGGUAGGACCAGCACCAACUGCUGGUACUCCGAGUGGUACUACGGUGACUCCAAAUAGCAUUGCGGGAAACGCAGUGGUUGCGCCAACCGCAGGCACCACGUAUCGCCUAGCCUCUGUGCCGGCUGUAAGUAGGCUGAACACACAGUUCACUGGCCCGCCACUCGCCACCCUAAGAAAACCCGUUCAGACCGCUACCACAAGUGUAACACCAGCAGCUACAACUCCAGGUACAGCAACUACUGCUCCCACGGCUGCACCUACAUCUGCUGUCAAUGCCGUACAAACAGUUCAAACACCGGCGCAGCGUCAAACCACAGAUAAUACCAAAGAAAAGUGCCGUAAAUUCUUAGCAAACUUAUUAGAGUUGUCUAGUCGAGAACCUAAAUCAGUGGAACGAAAUGUUCGGACGUUAAUUCAAGAACUAAUUGAUACAAAGGUUGAACCCGAAGAGUUUUGUGAUAGACUUGAAAGAUUACUAAACGCGUCACCGCAACCAUGUUUAAUCGGGUUCCUGAAGAAGAGUUUGCCGCUCCUGAGGCAGUCCCUCGUUACCAAGGAGUUGGUCAUCGAGGGAAUACGACCACCACCUGCGAACGUUGUAUUUUCUAUAGCGUCAGCGGCCCCAGUCGUCAGUCAGGUACAAAAUCAAUUGAGGCCGACCGUUGCUACGCCAGCCCCAACGCCAUCGGUUGCGGCGGCUGCUGCGGCUGUCGCCACGACCCAAGUAAGGGUCAUGGCACCCCUUACCGCAGCUACCACGACCGUGCAGCGACCUGCACAACCGGCUCAACAGAGACUGAUUCGACCGGUGACGACGGUAGUACGAAGCCCCACAGCUUAUGCUGUAAAAACAACAGUCGCUGUUAGCGGUAUUAGACCCACAGUGCCGAAUGUUCAAAAACCACCCACUACAAAUAUCGUGAAGACAAUUACGACAACAGCGCAAGGGAAAACGGUUAAUACAAACACUACACUCAAUAAAGCCGUAGUGCCUUCUCUCGUACCAAAACCGACGGCUAAAGAAAAGGAGAAAAAGACAUUUUCAUCGGCUGGUUACACGGGCGACGACGAUAUUAAUGAUGUAGCGGCUAUGGGGGGUGUCAAUCUCGCGGAGGAAUCUCAAAGAAUUCUUGGAUCAACUGAAUUCGUUGGGACGCAAAUUCGGUCUUGUAAGGACGAAGUCUUUUUGCAUAUGACUCCGCUGCAACAGAGGAUUAAACAAAUAGUUUCAAACUACGGAUUGGAAGAACCUAAUCAAGAGGUUGCAUCGCUCAUCUCGCAUGCGACGCAAGAAAGGUUAAAGAAUUUAGUGGAAAAGUUAGCUGUAAUAGCCGAACACAGGAUAGACUUGAUCAAGGUGGAUCCAAGGUACGAAGUGACACAGGACGUGAGAGCGCAGCUCAAAUUUUUGGAAGAAUUAGAUAGGGCAGAGCGCAGAAGGCACGAGGAACAAGAGAGAGAAUUACUUUUACGAGCGGCGAAGAGUCGCGCGAAGACGGAGGAUCCUGAACAGGCGAAACUCAAGGCGAAGGCUAAAGAGAUGCAACGUGCGGAAAUGGAGGAAUUGAGGCAAAGGGAUGCGAAUUUGACGGCGUUACAAGCAAUCGGGCCACGCAAGAAGCCAAAGUUGGACAUGGGAGGGUCGACCGGUAGUGGAAGUGGUGGUAGCGGUUUGAACGCGUCGGCGUCGGGGUUGAAUCGGCAAAUGCCGAUGAGACCGCGAUUAAAGAGAGUGAACUUUCGCGACCUGCUUUUCCUCCUGGAGCAGGAGAAGGAGACGUGUAGGAGCACCACGCUCUAUAAGUCCUACCUGAAGUGAUGUUCUGCGAAGGGCAGGAACGUGAGUGACCCGCCCGAAAUCCGGCGCCCAACUACUACUACUACUGCUACUACGUGUACGGUGGUCUUGCGUGAGCUGGCCUCAUUGGACCUCGGAAGAGGAGAUAGCGAGACUUUGCACCCAAAGGUGGCGGUGCUGCGCGAGUCGCGUACAACGGAACUCACAACAGGCCGGCCUGGUAUUUCAUACACAUUCAAAGUAACGUUAUUCGUACCAUGUCGAUAAUAAGCUUCCCUACUGUAAAUGACUGAAAAUUUUUUAAAUGUAAUAUAAAUAGAUCAUUCUUUAUUUUUCAACAUGAAGUUGCAUCAAUGAGGCGAUUGAAAAGAAAGAAAAAAAGAAAAUGUGCACGAGCACAUGUCCCACGGGUUAGUCUCGAUAGUCUCGACGGCAAGGAUGUUUCGUAUGGUCAUAUACGCUUGACGGUAUAUGAUGCGUGGAUGUGCCCCCGAGUGAAUGAAUGUACAUUGUCACAUUAUGUAUAUGCCUGCUGCAUUGUAAUACUUGACCUAUACUUUUGGACACUGUAGCGCUAGUGUAAUAUAAGCGUACAGGUUUUGUUAAAAUAGUAAAAAAAAUCAUAUUUUUGCAAAUAAUAAUGAUAAUGAAAUAAUAAAUAAUAUACCAGGAGCACACUGUCCAAAAAGUAUGGAAUAAUUUGUACAAUACAUUACACAUAAAUACUAAAUAGUGAUAAUUUCAAUGUUGGUACAACAGAAUAUAGCUACUCGACUAUUCUCCACCAUAAGAUGGAAUUGUUAUCAGUAUAUUAUGUUGUAAUCUACAUUUUCAGUGUUUAUAAAAAUUAGCUGUUACGUUUUUUUAUUAAAGAAAUAUUUACAAAAGUAACCAAUUACGAAUAUUUUUUCGAAACGAAUAUUAAUUUAUUAUUUAUGAUAUUCCUUCGUCGGAAUUACGGAUAGAUAUCUGCCGUCGUUAUAUAACGAAAUGAAUUGUGCUUCGUAAAUGAUAAAGUAGUCGAUUGAAAGAAUUAAAGUAUGUACCUGAUUUAUCUGUAAAGAAUUCUGCUGACAUAAGUGGGUGCCUAUUAGACUAACCAUCUUGGACGAUGUUAGGUUUCAUCUCGCAACGCACCAAUUUGCGUUGAUACUUCGAGCUCUCUGUCCCUCUCACACUUGGUAUCACUAUCCAACCAUCUCCGUCAUCCAGCACCAAUUCUUUUAUCCACAAGCAGCAUCAACCUUUCAUCGUGUCCUUGUACGAAGUGACCCGAUCUUUACCGAACACCCAUUAUCUCUGCUUUCGUUCACUCGGGCAUUUAGGCCAGCGAUAACAAUAUUGCAACAGCAGUGCAUCGUUCGAGCAUCUGCCGCCGUGACAAAUUAACACAAAACCGUAGUUAACCCCUUCCCCACCUCCUCACCUCCCCUCUCUUGGAUUAUACGAAAAAUCUAAUAAUUCAUUGAGUGCAUGUUGAUUAACGCGAAAACGAAACAGUGCGAGAUCGAUCUACCUUACGUAUUAGCCAUUACUGCGUCAGAACGAAAACCUGUUAAAAAAAAAAAAAGAACAAUAUCCAUCUGUAAACAGCAUAAGAUAAGACGUAAAUAGCGUGCGACUGUA